AGGAGGGUUGAGUGGCCAUCAUAAUGGGAGGCUGGGACAUUGCACUGGUGGUCUUGGCUCUACUGAUCAUUCCUGUUGUGACCGCCAAGAUCUAUGACCGCUGCGAGCUGGCAGCGAUACUGGAGAAGGCAGGCUUCGGUGUCUACAGAGGCUAUACCAUUGGAGACUGGCUGUGCCUAGUCCACUAUGAGAGCGGAUUUGACACCUCCUUUGUGGACCACAAUCCUGAUGGCAGCAGUAACUACGGAAUUUUCCAGAUUAAUUCCGCCUGGUGGUGUGACAAUGGCAUUACACCUACUCCGAACCUUUGUAACAUGGACUGUCGUGACUUGCUGAACCGCCAUGUUCUGGAUGACAUCAUGUGUGCCAGGAAAGUGGUGGGGUCAAGGAAAGGUAUGAAGGCCUGGGAUGCUUGGAUCCGACACUGCUCUGGCCAUGAUUUAUCUAGUUGGACUAAGGGGUGUACCAUGCAUGCAAAACCCUACAAAAAGAAAAUUAACUCAUGACUCACCUCUCUCUCUUGAGAGGGAGGUUUUAUUUCCCUUUCUUUUGUGGAUUUAAUAAAGGAUGACAUCCAUAAACAAUGCAA
Molecule: messenger RNA, 589 nt
Organism: Erinaceus europaeus (western European hedgehog)
Lineage: Eukaryota; Metazoa; Chordata; Mammalia; Eulipotyphla; Erinaceidae
Product: sperm acrosome-associated protein 5-like
Exons: 4
Coding region: 24-506 (160 amino acids)
Biological process (GO): fusion of sperm to egg plasma membrane involved in single fertilization
Cellular component (GO): acrosomal vesicle; sperm flagellum
Molecular function (GO): lysozyme activity
Source: RefSeq, a predicted model, not a curated record